Messenger RNA from Oppia nitens, 1393 nucleotides. RefSeq lists its product as uncharacterized. NCBI's taxonomy places the organism in Eukaryota, Metazoa, Arthropoda, Arachnida, Sarcoptiformes, Oppiidae. The record is from RefSeq and is a predicted model, not a curated record. The transcript has 2 exons. The coding region runs from base 74 to 976 and encodes 300 amino acids.
UUGAUAUAUCAAGAACACCAUCGGCAGCAACUGUACGUCAACAACAACAACGAGGACAGUCUGAUUUGGAUCAAUGGAAGGCCGAUAUGGAAAGGAAUUGGAGUCAAUACAGGAAAUAGAAACAACAAUCCGGAGGACAACAACACAACAAAAGGUGUUUACAUCAAUGGCAACUGGAGGUCACUCUGGCAGAGGAGGUAGUGGUGGAUAUGGUAGGACUUCAACAGAAGACGAAAAAUCUAAGAAAACAUUUGCAGAAAAACUUAGAUUAUUUGGUGGAGUGAGACAACAAACUGAUGACACAACCGGAUCAUCAACUGGUGAAACUAGUGGUGCUGACAGUGGUUUCGGUAAUCAGAAUACUGAACAAGAGUCCAGCGUAAGACCAAAACCACGACAUAACAAAAGACCUGCACCUCCGCCGCCACGGCGUACAACACUUCCAUCCGGUGUAACCAUUAACUCGCCAGAAGUGGUAGACCUAAUUCGUGAUCGAUGGAAAGGUGUGGAUCAACCAAAAAAUUUGUGGCAAUUCCGUCCGCGAACCAAAUCGAAUGACUCGGAGGACAUCGAGACACCGUUGGCUGAGCUUAGGUAUAGACUAAAGAAGGAGAUCGACAAUGAAAGACAACAACACAGUCGCCAAAGUUUAAGUAACAGAAGUAAUCGAAACUUUUUAUCAAUUCAACAGACAUUUAUGAAUCAAUCGCCUAACGAUGUACUCAGUGAUAGACAUUAUUCAAGUCAGGGCCGUUGGUUUCCAAGACGUCGACCAGUUCCAGGUUCUGGUGUGACCGAUACUCCUCAGCAUAUAUUUGGUUCGCAGAAGAGACAACCAAUUUAUACCAAACCCUCCCGAUCCUUAUUGGCGAAAAGUGAGACAAAGAUCGGGAAWAAGAGAUCAACAGUGGAGAGAGCUAUUCCCAAACCGAGAACAUCGCAGAGCUCGGCGCACAUACCAGACAUCACAGUAUGAGGUAAGAGAUCAACAAUUAAGUCGAAUCAAACAUUUGAUGAGUAAAAGGAGAGAUAGUAUCCGAAGAGGUUUACCCCGGACUAAGGAUAUGUAUAUGACUAAUCCUCAGUUACCUCCAUCUGGAUAUAGUCUUCCACCAAGACUUCCCAUAAUUCCCGAAUCAUCAUCAGAGAGUCAGUAUAUGCCCUAUAGUAGCCAAACUAAUUAUCCAAUUAGUUAUCCUUCCCGGUAGAGAUAGUAACACCGUUUAUGGUAAUACCAGUGCUAAUAUAAACAUUUCAGAUAUGGAAAAAUAUUGGAAUCAGAAUCAGGAAAUGGAUCCAGACUCSGAAUGGGAAGAUGACUAACAAUUAGGAGUUAAGUUUUUAGAUAAGAUAUCUAUUARUUAAAAUUUAAAWGUUAAAAAAUUCAUUAUAU